CGCUCCUGACGUUCUUCAAUGAACAAACGCUGCGUGCUCCCCCCUUCCCCCACCCCGGCCCACCAUCACCUGGGAGACGUUUGAGCCCAAGGACUGGUUUCAUGGCGGCCCCGAAGAGCGAGACUGUGGGGCCGUUGGUGGGGGCGGUGGUCCAAGGAACUAACUCCACUCGCUUUCUGGUGUUCAAUUCGAGCACAACAGAACUAGUGACUUACCAUCAGGUGGAAUUAGUCCAGGACUACCCCAAGGAAGGCUGGGUGGAGCAGGACCCCAAGGAGAUUCUGCAGUCGGUGUACGAGUGCAUCGAGCAGACGGGGCAGAAGCUGGCCAAGCUCAACGUGGACGCGUCCGCCAUCAAAGCCAUCGGCAUCAGCAACCAGAGGGAGACCACGGUCAUCUGGGACAAGUUCACCGGAGAGCCGCUCUACAACGCCGUGGUCUGGCUGGACCUGCGGACCCAGACUACCGUAGAGAAACUCAGCAAGAAGAUCCCCGGGAAUAACAACUUUGUCAAGUCCAAGACGGGCCUGCCCCUCAGCACGUACUUCAGCGCCGUGAAGCUGCGCUGGCUGCUCGACAACGUGCAGAAAGUGCAGAACGCGCUGGACGAGGGCAGGUUGCUGUUCGGCACCGUCGACUCCUGGCUCAUCUGGAACAUGACGGGAGGGACGAACGGCGGCCUCCACUGCACGGAUGUGACCAACGCGAGCCGCACGAUGCUCUUCAACAUCCACUAUCUGGAAUGGGAUAAAGAGCUGUGCAGUUUCUUCGAGAUCCCCAUGAGCAUCCUCCCCACCGUGCUGAGCUCCUCCGAGAUCUACGGCAAAGUGUCGCAGGGCGUGCUGGAAGGGGUGCCCAUCUCUGGGUGCCUGGGCGACCAGUCGGCCGCAUUAGUCGGGCACAUGUGCUUCCAGGAAGGACAAGCCAAAAGCACGUACGGAACGGGCUGUUUCUUGCUGUGUAACACGGGUCGUAAAUGCAUCUUUUCCGAACACGGCCUUCUGACCACCGUGGCUUACAAACUAGGCAAAGACAAGCCGGCGUGCUAUGCCCUGGAAGGCUCCGUGGCCAUCGCUGGUGCCGCUGCUCGCUGGCUAAGAGACAAUCUUGGAAUUAUAGACAGCCCACAAGAAAUUGAAACGCUGGCCAAAGAAGUAGGCACUUCGUACGGCUGCUACUUCGUCCCGGCAUUUUCAGGGCUCUAUGCACCUUACUGGGAGCCCAGUGCUAGAGGGAUACUCUGUGGUAUCACUCAGUUUACCAAUAAAUCCCACAUUGCUUUUGCUGCGUUAGAAGCUAUUUGCUUCCAGACCCGAGAGAUUUUGGAAGCCAUGAACCAUGACUGUGGAAUUCCACUCAGUCAUUUGCAGGCAGAUGGAGCACUGACCCAAAACAGGGUCCUUAUGCAACUACAAGCAGACAUUCUGCAUAUCCCGGUAAUCAAGUCCACUAUGCCUGAAACCACCGCCCUGGGAGCUGCCAUAGCAGCAGGAGCUGCAGAAGGAGUGGAAGUUUGGAGUCUUAAAACGGACACCUUGCCCAACAUUAAAGUGGAAAAGUUUGAACCACAAAUCAAUACCACAGAAAGUGAAACUCGCUAUGCUACGUGGAAGAAAGCUGUGCAGAAAUCAAUGGGUUGGGUUACAACGGAGUCUCCCGAAAGUAGAGAUCCUAUUCUCUUCUCUACUCUACCCUUGGGCAUUUUUAUAGUGAGUAGUAUGAUACUCUUAAUUGGAGCAAGAUGCAUUUCAGGUAUAUAAUGCCAACCAUGGGCCCCCAAGAUGUGAACUUUCUAUCUAAGGAAAGAUUCUAUCUGCAGGUGACCAUACUAUACUGUCAUAGCCAUAAACCACUUUACCAUGACUUAUGAAAAUUCAACAGGUAGAUAUGUGACUUGCAAUAAAGAAAAUGAAGCAAAACAAAAACACUGUAACAAAACAUUUUUUAAAAGAUCAUAGUUAAGUUUGGACCAGCCACUUUGGGGGUGCUCCAGGCACUUAAGAGGUAACAAAGCCUGCUAAAACUGAA
Molecule: messenger RNA, 2028 nt
Organism: Erinaceus europaeus (western European hedgehog)
Lineage: Eukaryota; Metazoa; Chordata; Mammalia; Eulipotyphla; Erinaceidae
Gene: GK2
Product: glycerol kinase 2
Exons: 1
Coding region: 102-1760 (552 amino acids)
Biological process (GO): triglyceride metabolic process; glycerol-3-phosphate biosynthetic process; glycerol metabolic process
Cellular component (GO): mitochondrion
Molecular function (GO): glycerol kinase activity
Source: RefSeq, a predicted model, not a curated record